AUUUUCACAUUCCCGCCAUCAUCGGCUGCUCGUGGUACGCGAGCGCAGAUAACAUCAUAGCCGGCAAAACUCACACACUGGCAGUGCGCCACAUUGAGCGGAUACUUUCAUCCUCCAGGGCUUUCUUCGAGGAAUUACCCUCCCUCAGAUCACUGGCCGCAUCUGUUCGCCUUCAGUUGUGCCCCGAGCCGGAGUUUUGAGCGCCUCUCGCACUCAUGGCCGUUGCAGUGCUCAAGCUGACCAGCGGUGGCGCUGUCCGCAUCCGCAUCAGAUGUGGGGAGCUGGGGACCACCAAAUGGAAAGAGGGGGUCUUUGAAAUCCACGAGAGAGACAACAAAAUAAGCCUGCUAGUUAAGUUCAACAGUGGCGGAGCUCCGAGAAUGUUUCAGCUGAAUCACAACGUUAAGCAACUUUCAUGCUAUCCAACGCAUGGCCCAAACCGUGUGACUUUGACUCUCAAAGACUCAAGCGUUGUCAUGAUGGACAAACUGCCCUUGUUGGUUGCUAAAAAAAUGAAGGAAUAUAUUGAAAUGGUGAGGCUUGGAAAACCAGCAGUUUUAAAGACAAACCAGGGAAGUGCUAGUUUCGGAUUAGUUCUUGGGAAUCGUGCAGCACAGAACGACUCUGGCCUUUCUCCAUCAGAAAAACAGAGCACUCCAAGACGUCCAAGUCUCGACAGCAGAGAGGACAGCACACCCCGAAAGCCUCUUGGGAGUCCCAGCCGGAUGACGUCCACACCUGGCCGCAAUGGGCUCUCUGAGAACAGGAGUGAGAAGAGGAAGAGGCUGAUGAGCUCUGAUGGUGAUAUGACCGAGGACUACCCCAAAGAGAAUGACUCUUCUAGCAACAAUAAGGCCAUCACAGAUGCAUCCAGAAAGUUUCUGCUCAGCUGCAAAGACAAACUCAAGCAGUCAGAGGAGAACAGAGCAACCGCUCCACACACGCCUGCCCCUCUCCAGCCAACAUCCUUUUAUGGGAGCAGAACAGUAACUAAAGAUUACUCUCAGACCCAUUCCCUUUUGGACAGCAGUACAGGCCAAUGUCCCUCUGCUAAAAGAAGCCUAAUGUUACCCAAUCACUCAACUCCCUUUAAAAAGGUGCGCCCAACUUUGGACUAUGGUGGCUGGAACAAACCAAGACCAUCCACAUUGGCUCAGCCGCCACCUCCACUACAAGGAUUCUCCAAUCUUGGGAACACCUGUUACAUGAACGCCAUACUCCAGUCACUUUUCAGCCUGCCCUCAUUUUCAAAUGACCUGUUAAAGCAGGGCAUACCAUGGAAGAGGGUCCCCGUCAAUGCCCUUCUGAGGCGUUUUGCUCAUCUGCUGGCUAAGAAAGACAUCUCCCCUCCAGAAGUGAAGAAAGAUCUUUUGCGGCGAGUAAAGAACGCUAUUUCCUCAACAGCUGAGCGUUUCUCUGGUUACAUGCAGAAUGUAAGACAUCAGCACACCAUAACAUGUAAAAGCUGUGGAGAGGUGGUGACGAAGCGUGAGCAGUUCAAUGACCUGUCCAUCGACCUGCUGCGCAGGAAAAAAACUCUCUUUCUGAGAUCCAUACAGGAUUCUUUAGACCUCUUUUUCAGGAUGGAGGAGAUUGAGUAUUCCUGUGAAAAAUGCAGUGGAAAAGCAGCGACCGUCUCUCACAAAUUUAGCAGGCUUCCCAGGGUGCUGAUUCUUCAUCUCAAACGCUACAGCUACAAUAGUCAGCUGUCUUUAAACAGCAAGCUGGGCCAACAAGUCCUGAUCCCCAAAUAUCUCACGCUGCUCUCACACUGCACUGACGCCACACGCCCCCCUCUCAGCCUCGGCUGGAACGCACAGACGGCAAUCUCCAGGACGCUGAAGAUGUCACAGUCAGUCAACUUUUCAACACUACGGAAAGGUUCUCAAAAGCCAGAGAGCUCCGGCAGUAUGCUGUGUGAUUCUGAUAGUGAGGAGGAGCUCGUUAGAAAAGUUGGUCGCAAACAUCAUUCAGAAGAUGACAGGACGGAAGAGGUGCAGCACAAUGCACAGGUCGAGCACUCAGAGUUUAACACCAUCAAUGAUGAUGAGAUGCUAGCAGCUGUGCUGGAGAUGAGUCGCCACGACACUAGCCCUGAUGACGAGCCAACCAGCAGCCCAGACACAGGGUUUGGAGAUGCUGACGGGCAGGACCUGACUCAUCAGUUGGACCUUCUGGAUGGAGAGAAACAGCCUGCAGAUGCUCUGGAGUCUCUAGAUCUGACCAUGGAUGAGAAUAAGGAGAACCAGACGCCUGAAGGUGUGCAGGGAGAGCUGGACUGGGUACAGCAGUACAGUUUAGACCAGGAGCGAGAGGAACAGGAGCUGCAGCAGGCCCUCGCACAGAGCCUACAGGAACAUGAGGCGAGAGAGAUGAGGGAAGAUGAUGAUCUGAAGAGAGCCACUGAGCUCAGUCUGCAAGAGUUUAAUAACUCUUUGCCGGAGCUGCUGUGCUCUGAUGACGACUCUGGAAAUGAAGAUGGUCUGGAUAUGGAGUACAGUGAGGCUGAAGCUGAAGAGCUCAAGAAGAAUGCUGAGACUGGAGAGCUUCCGAACUCUUUCAGACUCAUCAGUGUGGUCAGUCACAUCGGCAGCAGCUCAUCAUCAGGGCAUUACAUUAGUGAUGUGUAUGACAUGAAGAAACAGUCCUGGCUCACAUACAAUGAUCUGGACGUCUCCCGCACACAGGAGUGCACUGUUCAGAGAGAUCGUGACAGGAGCGGAUACAUCUUUUUUUACAUGCACAAAGAUGUGUUUGAGGAGCUGUCUGAGCUGGAGAAGGCAGGAGGGAACGGUGAAGCCGGUCGCACAGUGCUGCAGCCGCUAUAAACACUCUGGUACGCUUCUAACAUCCCAUCCGGUGGAUCCUUCUGCUGACGAACAGCUGAACUGAGCCAGGGGUAAACGUUCAGUACUACUGAAGACCAAUCCACACACACAUGCACCUACUUUGGGCACUUUUCCUUUUCUAUUUCUCUUUCACGUUUCCCAUUGCUCCCUGUGAAAUACUGUUGCCAUAUUAAAUGUAGACUUGCAGUUAGAUGGGUAAAUGUUCUAGAAACUCAUAGAUACUAAAUGUUUAUGGGGAAAAGCAAAGAAAAUAAAUAAAUGUAUAAAUAUAGAAAGCAUUUUGAGUUUCUCAGAAGGUGUAACUUCAACCUCAAGGAAGUUGCUCUUUUGGUUUUUUUUUCUUUCUUUUGUUUAAAUAUUUUGUUGAAAAGACCCUCUGGUAAACUUUUGCAUUAAGAAAUAUUGAGAGCUUGUUCUCUAUCAUUUUUUUUUUUCCCUUUCCCCUCUGCAAAUUUUAAAUUUCUGAUCUAUUGCAUAUAAAAAUUUAUUCUUGUAUAUGUUUGGGUGGAAUAUGGGGUGUCUGUCUUGUUUGAUAUGCAGCUGAAAAUGUGGUGCAAUAUUUGCUUUGCCAGUUGGCUUUUAUAUGACCUAUAGUGAUGAAGAGAGACUUGGAAUAGUACUGAUUUAUAUUCAAGGCUUUACUGAUGACUGUUUGUUGUUUUAUUCUUAUUUUAUAAACGUUAAUCUAACAAGCUCCGUGGUAUGGCUGUAGCUUGUCUUUUUUUAAAGAUCU
This is a messenger RNA of Sinocyclocheilus rhinocerous, 3582 nucleotides long. Its product is annotated as ubiquitin carboxyl-terminal hydrolase 37-like. Lineage: Eukaryota; Metazoa; Chordata; Actinopteri; Cypriniformes; Cyprinidae. Gene Ontology annotation, cellular component: nucleus; cytosol. Gene Ontology annotation, biological process: G1/S transition of mitotic cell cycle; protein deubiquitination. Bases 216 to 2828 code for a protein of 870 amino acids. Gene Ontology annotation, molecular function: cysteine-type deubiquitinase activity. The record is from RefSeq and is a predicted model, not a curated record. The transcript has 24 exons.